Molecule: messenger RNA, 1572 nt
Organism: Silurus meridionalis
Lineage: Eukaryota; Metazoa; Chordata; Actinopteri; Siluriformes; Siluridae
Gene: pglyrp6
Product: peptidoglycan recognition protein 6
Exons: 5
Coding region: 94-1500 (468 amino acids)
Biological process (GO): detection of bacterium; defense response to Gram-positive bacterium; peptidoglycan catabolic process
Molecular function (GO): zinc ion binding; peptidoglycan binding; peptidoglycan immune receptor activity
Source: RefSeq, a predicted model, not a curated record
GGGAUGUGGAUAUAAAAGGCAGCAUAUAUAUACCGCAGGCAGUGUAUUGUUCCCUUUUUUUUAAAGCUGUUGUGUUCUGAGAGGUUCGUACUCAUGGAUUUGAAAUUCAGAUGGUUUUUUUUGUGUGUGCUGGUAGUCACAUGUUUCACAGAUGACCGUUACACAAAGCACAUGGACAACUUCAUUAAAGUGGUGGAGAUUAUUGAAUCAGACAACCCUGGACUUGGGCCUCUAGCGGUGCUGAGGGGUUUGCGUAAAGCUGUUGGCAUUGAUACGCCAUUUAUUCAGCAUUAUCUUGGUCCCCUCAGUAAUGCACCGAGUCUUCAAUUAAAGUCAACACUCAGUGAGUUCAUCUCCAGCGUUCUUAAACACCAGGUGGUGGAGAAUGUGGAAGAAGGUGUAGUACUAACAGCAGAUGGAACCACUGUUGCUCUAACUCCUCUUCUGUUGGGCCUUGAAGCCGGUUUGAUGUCCACUUCCUGGCCACGUAUCCCUGGUCUCUACCCUCUUUCCCUCACCAAGAACCUAGCUCUUUCAUUCGUUCAGCAUUCCAUUAACAAAACUUCCACCUCAUCAAAUCUAGGCCCUGGCGGAUGUUGGGACAAUGUGACAGAACCUAAGGUCUUCACUCUCUCUGGUGUGGCCUCCCUGGCUACAGAUUCUCUAAUAAAUGGAGGCAUGGAUGGAGUGAUUUUAGGGAGGCAUUUUGCUAAACCUAACAAACAAAUGCUAACACUGAGCGCAUUGCUAAAACAGUACUACACCUACCAGUUGAACAGUUCAGGACUCGAUGCUGCACCUGCUCUGAUCAGCCAGCUUCGCAGAAGCAGCUUCAGGAAGCUUGUCAGCAUUGCUUCACUGAAAAAGCACUUAGCUAGGUCUCUGAAUAGAUAUCAAAAGUUGGAUGAAUCCCAGAAGAAGAAAAAACUAAAGGUGGAGAUAGAUGAAGGGCUGAAUGAAUUUGUCCACAGUUACAUGGACUGUCCAGCCAUCAUUCCACGUUGCAUGUGGGAAGCUCAGCCUUAUCGGGGCACUCCCACUCUGCUAUCCCUGCCUUUAUCUUUCCUAUAUAUCCAUCACACUUAUGAACCAUCCCAGCCAUGUCUGUCCUUCCAGCAGUGCUCUCGAGACAUGAGGGCUAUGCAGCGUUUCCACCAGGAUGAUCGUGGCUGGGACGAUAUUGGAUACAGCUUUGUGGCAGGUUCUGAUGGCUACGUGUAUGAAGGCCGUGGCUGGCUCUGGGUGGGUGCCCACACCAAAAACCACAACUCUAAAGGCUACGGCGUGUCCUUCAUAGGAGACUACAUGUCCAGCCUCCCUUCCCAACGCACUAUGGAUCUAGUGAGAGAACAGCUGGCAAACUGUGCCACAGAUGGAGGGAAGCUGGUCUCAAACUUCACCAUACAUGGGCACAGACAGCUGGUAAACACCUCCUGCCCUGGAGAUGCCCUCUACAGUGAAAUUAAUGGAUGGGAGCACUUCAGGGAGGUUCAGCAGUAAAGAUGACAUGAAGAAGACAAUGGCAGAAUAAACAUAAUAAAUCUGCACAAUAAAUAGAAAUCAUAUACACCG